Messenger RNA from Xyrauchen texanus (razorback sucker), 1773 nucleotides. RefSeq names its product serine/threonine-protein phosphatase 2B catalytic subunit beta isoform-like. Gene Ontology annotation, biological process: calcineurin-mediated signaling. The transcript is spliced from 11 exons. The coding region runs from base 1 to 1188 and encodes 395 amino acids. Gene Ontology annotation, cellular component: calcineurin complex; cytoplasm. Gene Ontology annotation, molecular function: calmodulin-dependent protein phosphatase activity; calmodulin binding. Lineage: Eukaryota; Metazoa; Chordata; Actinopteri; Cypriniformes; Catostomidae. The record is from RefSeq and is a predicted model, not a curated record.
AUGUGCCUUUUCUCUUUGCAUCUGCAGUGUGUUCUCUACCUGUGGUCCUUGAAGAUCACCCACCCGACCACCCUCUUCCUCCUCAGAGGCAACCACGAGUGUCGGCAUCUCACAGAAUACUUCACCUUUAAACAAGAAUGCAAGAUUAAGUACUCAGAGUGUGUGUAUGAUGCUUGCAUGGAGGCCUUUGACUGCCUUCCUCUGGCCGCUCUGCUCAACCAGCAGUUCCUGUGUGUUCACGGAGGCCUUUCCCCUGAGAUCACCUGCCUCGAUGACAUUCGUAAAUUAGACAGGUUUAAAGAGCCGCCAGCAUUCGGGCCGAUGUGUGACCUGUUGUGGUCUGACCCCGGUGAGGACUACGGCAGCGAAAAAAACUCUGACCACUUUUGUCACAACAGUGUGCGAGGAUGUUCCUAUUUCUACAGUUUCCCAGCAGUAUGUGACUUUCUGAUGAAUAAUAACUUGUUGUCGGUUAUAAGAGCACAUGAAGCCCAGGAUGCAGGGUAUCGAAUGUACAGAAAAACUCAGACAACAGGCUUCCCCUCUUUAAUCACAAUCUUCUCUGCACCAAACUACUUGGAUGUGUAUAACAAUAAAGCUGCUGUGUUGAAAUACGAGAACAACGUUAUGAACAUCCGGCAGUUUAACUGCUCUCCUCACCCGUACUGGCUGCCCAACUUCAUGGAUGUGUUCACGUGGUCACUGCCCUUCGUCGGUGAAAAAGUAACAGAGAUGCUGGUCAAUGUGUUAAACAUCUGCUCAGAUGAUGAACUCAUGUCAGAGGGAGAUGACACCUGUGAAGGUGGUGCCCCGGCAGUCCGCAAGGAGGUAAUCCGAAAUAAGAUUCGUGCCAUUGGCAAGAUGGCCAGAGUUUUCUCUGUUCUUAGAGAGGAGAAUGAGAGCGUGUUGCAGUUAAAGGGCUUGACCCCAACUGGAACGUUGCCUCUGGGUGUGCUGUCAGGAGGCAGACAGACCCUACAGAGCGCCACCAUAGAAGCAGAGGAAGCUCAAGCCAUCCAAGGCUUCAACCCUCAACACAAGAUCCAGAGUUUCGAAGAAGCACGCGGUCUGGACCGAAUAAACGAGAGAAUGCCUCCACGCAAGGACAGCGUGCAGCCGGACGGCACUGCCAACUCCAUCAACGCAGCCAACUCCCCCGACAAGAAUGGCACCAACAACCAGGCGUAGAAACCUACAGCAGCUGCCUACCACUCUCUCUCUCCCUCAUCCAUUUCUUUCUCUUUUGUCUCUUUCUUUUCCUUCUUAUUCUUGCUUUUUCUGGUAGAGGUGAUGCCCCCUACAUGCAAAACUCUCCUGUACAAGAUCAGGGGAGAAUCGCACAAUACCAUGAAGAGGGCGUAGUGAAAAACAAACCAUGGUUGUUAUUUAUUUAUUGAUAUAGAUGAAAAGAAAUGUAAGUUCUGUAACAGUGGGAAAAUCAAGAUGAAUGAAUAUUACAUGUGUAUAUUAAAUACAGAAUAUAUAUAUAGAAAUAGCAUUGGGGUGGUUUAAGAGCAUCUUAGAUUCAGUAGUUUAAAAAAGGAAACAAAAUCCAUUUUGUAAAUUUGCGUUAUUAAAUUAGAUUUAUUUCUGACUUUUUUUUUUUUUUUAAACCAAUACUUGCUCAACAGAAUUUCUUUAAUGUUGUUUAUUGUGUGCUUGGCAUGGGAAUUUUGGGCCCAACAUAAUUAUAUAGAGUGCUUAUUUGUGAAUACCCAAAGCAAGUAUGAUAAUAUCGUUAAAGCUAAAAACAAAAAAAAAAAAAAAAAGAAA